Vitis vinifera (wine grape) is the source of this 1323-nucleotide messenger RNA. Its product is annotated as isoflavone reductase homolog-like. The transcript has 4 exons. The record is from RefSeq and is a predicted model, not a curated record. NCBI's taxonomy places the organism in Eukaryota, Viridiplantae, Streptophyta, Magnoliopsida, Vitales, Vitaceae. Bases 114 to 1049 code for a protein of 311 amino acids. Gene Ontology annotation, molecular function: oxidoreductase activity.
UGUUGGGGUCUAACCCAACCUAAUUUGCUUCAAAAAAAGUAGAAAACCAUUGAUCCCAUUGCUAAAUCCUCCAUAUAUUUGUGGGUGUGGAAGGCAAAACAAUAGAAGAGAAGAUGGAAAAGAGCAAGGUUCUUGUUGUGGGUGGCACAGGGUAUAUCGGAAGGAGGAUGGUGAAGGCAAGCUUAGCCCAAGGCCAUCCCACCUUUGUCCUCCAACGCCCGGAGAUCGGUAUGGACAUCGACAAACUGCAGAUGCUGCUGUCCUUCAAGGCCAAGGGGGCUACCCUUGUGGAGGGGUCCGUUGCAGAUCAUAAGAGUCUGGUAGAAGCUGUGAAGAAAGUAGAUGUGGUGAUCUGCACCAUGUCUGGGGUUCAUUUCAGGUCUCACAACCUUUUGUUGCAGCUCAAACUUGUCGACGCCAUCAAAGAAGCUGGAAACAUUAAGCGAUUCUUGCCUUCAGAGUUUGGAAUGGACCCAUCCAGAAUGGGAGAUGCACUUGAACCAGGAAGAGUGUCAUUUGAUGAGAAGAUGAUUGUGAGGAAGGCCAUAGAAGAAGCCAAAAUUCCCCACACUUAUGUUUCUGCCAACUGCUUUGCAGGCUACUUUGUUCCUAACCUCUCUCAAAUGGCUGCCCUCACCCCUCCAAAGGAAAAGGUUUGUCUAUAUGGAGAUGGCAAUGUCAAAGCGGUUUUCGUGGAUGAAGAUGAUGUUGCAACAUACGCAAUCAAAACAAUAGAUGAUCCUCGUACAUUGAACAAGACAGUUUACAUCAGACCACCAGAGAACAUUCUCUCCCAAAGGCAAAUAGUUGAGAUGUGGGAAAAGCUCACAGGGAAGACAUUAGACAAGUCUAGCAUCUCCAAAGAAGACUUUCUAGCCUCUAUGAAAGGUAUGGACUAUGCAAGCCAAGUUGGGGUAGGACAUUUCUAUCACAUUUACUACGAGGGUUGUUUAACAAACUUUGAAAUCGGAGAAGGGGGAGAAGCUACAAAGCUCUAUCCGGAAGUUAAUUACAAGCGAAUGGAUGAAUACAUGAAGCUUUAUGUAUAAGAAGUAUAUAUGCCUACCAAGCUCAUCAUAUGAUGAUGUAAUAAAAGCUUUGGUUGUUGGUUCUAGUAUGACACCUCCAAAUUUACUUUUGAGAUGAUCCAAAAGGCCAAAGUAAAAGAGGCAAUUCUAGGUGAGAUUCCUUAAUCUCUUUGUUAGGUGUCUUUAUGGAUUACAUGUUAAAUUGAUAAUUUUGCUUUGAAAUAAGUAAUGCUAAUUAUGUCUUUAGUAUAGUUUUUAUAAGAAUAAUGAACUAUAUUAUUCUCUAUUGGGUUUA